Molecule: messenger RNA, 1518 nt
Organism: Salvelinus fontinalis (brook trout)
Lineage: Eukaryota; Metazoa; Chordata; Actinopteri; Salmoniformes; Salmonidae
Product: dynein axonemal light chain 4
Exons: 4
Coding region: 115-435 (106 amino acids)
Biological process (GO): microtubule-based process
Cellular component (GO): dynein complex
Molecular function (GO): dynein intermediate chain binding; dynein light intermediate chain binding
Source: RefSeq, a predicted model, not a curated record
UUUUCCUGUUGAAGGGGAUCCGUUUGUUGCUAUGGUUGAAAAUGUCUCCUUAACAACCGGACUAAAAAUGGAGUGAACUUCGGUUGUAUUACCAAACGGUAUCUGUGGGGUGGAAUGGCAGAGACAGCAGAGAGCAAGAAAGAAGAGGCAGACUACAAAAGGCUGCACAGCUUUCCUCUAAUCAGGCACACAGACAUGCCAGAGGAGAUGAGAGUGGAGACUAUGGAGCUCUGUGUCACAGCCUGCGAGAAGUUCGCCACCAAUAACGAGAGUGCAGCGAAGAUGAUCAAGGAGUCGAUGGAUAAGAAGUUUGGCAGCUCGUGGCACGUGGUGAUCGGCGAGGGCUUUGGCUUCGAGGUGACACAUGAGGUCAAGAACUUGCUCUACAUGUUCUUUGGAGGAAGCCUGGCCGUUUGUGUCUGGAAGUGCUCCUAGCAUCAAUAACCACUCUAGAUCUAUAUAGCUGUCUGUCUAUCUACACUAUAUAUAUAUAUAUAUAUCCACUAUACUUUUGUGUAUAUAUAUAUAUAUAUAUAUAUAUAUAUAUAUAUAUAUAUAUAUAUAUAUAUAUAUAUACAAAAGUAUAGUGGAUUCGGCUAUUUCAGCCACACCCUCUGACAGGUGUAUAAAAUCAAGCACACAGCCAUGCAAUCUCUAUAGACAAGCAUUGGCAGUAGAAUGGCCUUACUGAAGAGCUCAGUGACUUUCAACGUGGCACCGUCAUAGGAUGCCACCUUUCCAGCAAGUUAGUUCAUCAAAUUUCUGACCUGCUAGAGCUGCUCCGGUCAACUGUAUGUGCUGUUAUUGUGAAGUGGAAACGUCUAGGAGCAACAAUGGCUCAGCAGCGCAGUGGUAGGCCACACAAGCUCACAGAACGGGACCGCCGAGGGCUGAUGCGCGUAGAGUGUAAAAAUCGUCUGUCCUCAGUUGCAACACUCACUACUAUCUAUCUCUCCAUGGAUUAUCUCUCUCUUUCUGUCGGUUAGCUUUCUCUUUCUUAUUCUCUCCCGUCUGAAUUGAUUUGCCGUAUCCUGUCCAAUUUGACCUGUUCUUAAAAUGCUGUGUGUGAAUUCACUUCGACACAAAUUAAAUGCAGCCAGGGUCUCCAAUACCGUUAUCCCUGUGUGUGUGUGUGUGUGUGUGUGUGUGUGUGUGUGUGUGUGUGUGUGUGUGUGUGUGUGUGUGUGUGUGUGUGUGUGUGUGUGUGUGUGUGUGAGACACAGUCUUCUCAUUCACUCCAUUCAAUAUGUUUUAGUAUUUUAUAUUUGUAAGUAUGUGUAAAUACUUUGAUGCAGAUUCGAUUUUUUGUAUUUUUCUGUUUUUUUAUAAUGCUAUGUCUGAUUGUUAGGUGAAGAGGACAGAAACAACAGACCAGACCAAUACAGAUACAGUACAUAGAACUGUUAUUGACAAACAAUUUGUUAGUAUUUGUAGCUGACAGGUUGAUACUGGCAAUGUGAUUGGUUUUCUGUUUGAAAUGAACUGAUUGUGAAAUUAAACCUGAAUUGUACUGAGAAA